GGGUGGGGGCUUUCACCACGUGGCUUCGCCUUUUUUUUUUUUUUUUUUCCGCUCCAUUUUUUUUCAAGUCGAUUUUAUUUAGAGGCGGCGCCAGGGCGGCCGCGGAGAAACGUGACACACCAGCCCGCUCGGAGGGGUUUCGGACAGAAGGGAAGGAGCAGCGCCGAGUCGUCCGCCUCCCAGCGCGCCGCGGGCACUUCUCCCGGGCCUCGCCGAACUCUCCCGCGACCUCUGCGCGCCCUCAGGCCGCCCUCGCCGCCGCGGGCUCCGGACAACUUCAGGGGUGGGGUGCGAAGAAAGUUUGCGGCUGCUGCCGCCGGCCUCCCGCCUCUCGGCCUAGGAGGCUCGCCGCCCGCGCCCGCCCGCUCGGCCUUGCCAGGGACCGCGUCCCGCCCCGAGACCGCCACCAUGAACAAGCUGUACAUCGGCAACCUCAACGAGAGCGUGACCCCCGCGGACUUGGAGAAAGUGUUUGCGGAGCACAAGAUCUCCUACAGCGGCCAGUUCUUGGUCAAGUCCGGCUAUGCCUUCGUGGACUGCCCCGACGAGCACUGGGCGAUGAAGGCCAUCGAAACUUUCUCCGGGAAAGUCGAAUUGCAAGGAAAACGCCUAGAGAUCGAACACUCGGUCCCCAAAAAACAAAGGAGUCGGAAAAUCCAGAUUCGAAAUAUCCCACCCCAGCUUCGUUGGGAAGUGCUGGAUAGCCUGCUGGCCCAAUAUGGUACAGUGGAGAAUUGUGAGCAAGUGAACACCGAGAGUGAGACGGCAGUGGUGAAUGUCACCUAUUCCAACCGGGAACAGACCAGGCAAGCCAUCAUGAAGCUGAAUGGCCACCAGCUGGAGAACCACGCCUUAAAGGUCUCCUACAUUCCCGACGAGCAGAUAGCACAGGGUCCUGAGAACGGGCGCCGAGGAGGCUUUGGCUCUCGGGGUCAGCCCCGCCAGGGCUCCCCUGUGGCGGCGGGGGCCCCGGCCAAGCAGCAGCAAGUGGACAUACCCCUGCGGCUCCUGGUGCCCACCCAGUAUGUGGGUGCCAUCAUUGGCAAGGAGGGGGCCACCAUCCGAAACAUCACGAAACAGACCCAGUCCAAGAUCGACGUGCACAGGAAGGAGAACGCAGGCGCUGCGGAGAAGGCCAUCAGUGUCCACUCAACCCCCGAGGGCUGCUCCUCUGCGUGUAAGAUGAUCUUGGAGAUUAUGCAUAAGGAAGCGAAGGACACCAAAACGGCCGACGAGGUUCCCCUGAAGAUCCUGGCCCAUAAUAACUUUGUGGGGCGGCUUAUUGGCAAGGAAGGGCGCAACCUGAAGAAAGUGGAGCAGGACACCGAGACGAAAAUCACCAUCUCUUCGCUGCAGGACCUCACCCUCUACAACCCCGAGAGGACCAUCACCGUGAAGGGGGCCAUUGAGAACUGCUGUAGGGCCGAGCAGGAGAUCAUGAAGAAAGUUCGGGAGGCCUACGAGAACGACGUGGCUGCCAUGAGUCUGCAGUCGCACCUCAUCCCCGGCCUGAACUUGGCGGCUGUGGGUCUUUUUCCAGCCUCGUCCAGCGCGGUCCCGCCACCGCCUAGCAGCGUCACUGGAGCGGCUCCGUACAGCUCCUUUAUGCAGGCUCCGGAGCAGGAAAUGGUGCAGGUGUUCAUUCCCGCGCAGGCCGUGGGCGCCAUCAUCGGGAAGAAGGGACAGCACAUCAAACAGCUCUCUCGCUUUGCCAGCGCCUCCAUCAAGAUUGCUCCUCCCGAAACUCCUGACUCCAAAGUUCGUAUGGUCAUCAUCACUGGACCCCCGGAGGCCCAAUUCAAGGCUCAGGGAAGAAUUUAUGGAAAACUCAAGGAGGAGAACUUCUUUGGUCCCAAGGAGGAAGUAAAGCUGGAGACCCAUAUCCGGGUGCCAGCGUCAGCUGCCGGCAGGGUUAUUGGCAAAGGUGGCAAAACGGUGAACGAGUUGCAGAAUUUGACAGCAGCUGAGGUGGUGGUGCCCAGAGACCAGACCCCAGAUGAGAACGACCAGGUCAUCGUCAAGAUCAUCGGGCAUUUCUAUGCCAGCCAGAUGGCCCAGCGGAAGAUACGAGACAUCCUGGCCCAAGUGAAACAGCUGCACCAAAAGGGACAGAGUAACCAGGCCCAGGCACGGAGGAAGUGACCAGCCCCUUCCCUUCGCAGCGACUCAAGGACAACGGGCUGAAGUCGAGAGCGCGUUCUCCCCAGCAGGCCUGAGAAUGAGUGGGAAUCAGGGACCCUUGGGCCGGGAUGUAGACCAGGUUUGCCCGCUUGGCUUGAGGAAAGACGUUCCAGUGAGGAACCCUGAUCCCUCGGCCCCACACGCCCAACCAAUUGGCCCGACACUGCCCGCCCCUCAGGGUGUCACCAUGGAAAUUCUAGCUCAGGGUGCUUUUAAACGUGGAUUGUUGAAGUAAGUUCUCCAGGUCCCACCAAGAGAGUGGGUCAGGCCCUAGUGGGAAGAGAAAUAAAAUUUCCUUCAGGUUUUUAAAUCAUGCAGAGGGGUGUUUUAAUCAGCCUCAAAGGAUGGUUUGCUUCUCAACCCGAAAAUCCUUCCAGCCUUCUCCUACUUGGUUCGUUGAUUAAAAUACCUCUACUCUCGUGCCCUGACAUAACCUCUUCCUAUAUAGCCUCUUCCUGAAGUCACGCUAAUUGUUUUAUCUGUACUGCUACCAGAAAAGGUGGGAACCAAUGCAUUGUUUUGCUUACGUUAUUGACUCAGAGGAGAAGACACACCAGCAUCUAUAGCUUAAGUCCACUCCUUCCCUAACCGACCAGUAGGAACAGCAAGGAAUAAAGAACGGGGGAGAGAUGUGAUUAAACUAUAUAGUAAUCCACGUUUAAAAGGAGUGCCCUUAUGGCCGAUCUAGUCCAGAUCGCCAUCUUGAAAAAUUGGCGCGAUGAAAAUGUUCUCCACUCUGUCGGGACUUCCCCACCGAGAUUCCCUGCCCCGUUCACGUCCUUCUCCCCAUCUAGGUGCACAUGGGCGGUAGUGAAUGCUCGGCAGGGUAGGGGCUGACCACUGUACUGUCCCUGAUUCCCACCAUUCUCAGGCAGAUUUUAUAUUUUUUUAAAGUCUAUUUUAAUGAUUGGAUAUGAGCACUGGGAAGGGGACGUAACUCCCCUUGAUAAAGUCUCAGUUCCAUGGAGGACUUGAGUGGCCCCAAAGGCUGCCACUGUGCCCUCACUCCAGCCCGUGUGCUCCUAUAAGGGCUGGUUCCCAGAGGCAGGGGUUGUGGGGCACUCCCCCGCCACGGCACUGUUCCCUUGGUGGAGGUGGGAUGUGGAACCCAACCCCGAGCUCCCGGUAAAGCUGAAGUCCACCAUCUGGCGUACGUUAUGAAUAUUCAGUAAAUGGGAGAGUAUUUGCUUCUGUCGUUAUCCCAGAGGCAUAUUUAACCGAUGGCUUCUGCCUCCGUGAAUCAUCGGCAUGACAAAAGUUGUGCCUAAAAAACAAAGUUCAAAAUACCAGCAACCUUAUGCACAAAGGGGUAAAUAAGCUUAAUUUAUUAAUUUCCCAGGCUCAGUAAGAUCCCGUUGGAAGUUCAGCCCUUGUGGAAGACAGCAGCCAUCAGUUGAAUGAGGUUGGGCCUCCCCUCCUGAUAUACUGAUUGUCAACGCAUAUCAGCCAGGUGGUGCACUUUAGUUAGCUACCUUGGACAAUGCUAUCAAGUGUGCUGGGAAGGGAGGAAGGCCUCUCUGCAUGUGGAAAAGCCCAUGCGUGGAGUCCCCUCCUUCCGACACUGCAACAACAACAGUAGUAACAACGAGACAACCAUGACACGUGGGCGGAGUCAGUCAGGUAAUGCUGUGCGCGAAGUAAACUACCUCAAGGUAUGAAGUUACCUCAGCAAUUACUUUCCUUUUUGUUCCCCUCACCUUUUUUUAACCUUUUUUUUUCUUUGCGGCUUGCUGAUAUUUUAUAUAAAAAAAAGAAAAGCAAAGCAAAAGAGAAGCUGAUAGUCUUGAAUAUUUUAUUUUUUUAAUGAAAAGAAAAAAAAACCGAGAAAGUUAUGUUUCAUAAUUUCUUACAACAUGAGCCAGUGUAAGCCUUUAGGAUCUCUCUAGGGAGAACAGGCCCUAUGGGAAGGGCAGCAGGGGCUGGCUCUUUGGGAGGAGGCUGGGGCUCAGCGGCCCAAGGUGGAGAGAGCCCGGGGUGAGGCCCUGAUCUCUGACCCCCAGAUUCCUAAGCCACUGGCCUCUCCUGGGAAAUCCCGCCUGCUGGGGAUUCAGAGACCUAGCAGAGCUGUGGGCCUCCAGUGGCCAAACGGCAGUCCCCAGCCACCUGCUCAUGGCGUCUCCUCUCUCCCUUUUUGGUUAAAGGGCAUCCCAGCCAGUUCUCCCCACCAGUGGUGCUGUUGAGAUAUUUUUAAAUAAUUGCCUCCGUUUUAUCGAGGAGUGAAAUAAUAUCUAAAAAGUAUACCCACUUAAAAAAAAAACAAAAACAAAAAACCCUCUAUUUCUCUUUCUAGAAGUAUGGGAGCCAAGAUUCCGUUGGUGGAAGAGACACAGCUGCUCUCUUACCCUCAGAGAGGUCCACCUGGUUUGUCAUUGCAGUCUUUUCUUUUUUUGGUGUUGUUUUCAUUUCAGUCCCAUCUUGCUGUUCCCUUUGGGUCUGCGUCAACAGACCCAAGGAGCAGACAGACACUCAGAUGAUUGCCCCUUCGUCUCCUGUCAUCUUUAGAUUGAUCUGAUUGGUUCUAACAGUGGACCCAAACCUAAAGGAAUUCUUGAUUUAGGGUGGUGGGUGCAAGAAGCAGUAGGGGGGUAUGGGAAUGUGACUGGGGACAGGUUCCUGCCUCGCUCGUGUCUUAUCCUUGCGUCCCCAUGACAUUCCUUUACAACCUCCAGAACUGUCUACCCCAAAGAGAGGAAGAAGCAGGAGAGCAUUUAGGGGUGAUAUCAGGCCUAUGUAAUUGAGCUUCCCACCUCCCCUAACCACAAAAAAAGGGUCUCCCAACUUCCAUCUCUGGCUCUAUAUGCUUUAGCCCAAAAUGAAGCAGAUAACGUUCAGACAUCGGCCAUUUGGUGAUUUAAGGCGAAUUUCCAGCAGCAAGCAUGCUUUAAUAUCCGGUUCAAACUACCAGCAGAAAAACAAAAAACAAAAACCAACAAACAAAAAAACCACCCACAGUACCUGAAAUGUGAUUGUUGCAGUGUUCAGUUUCCUUGGGAUCCUGCUCCCGUCACACCUUAAGCCCACGUCCUUUUCCUUUGGCUGGUUCAGCUCCCGGAAGAGACCAGGAAGUGUGGCAAGGGGCUGUCAGACGUUAGUUGAAUUAGGCACAGCUUCCACCCAUCGCUGACAUUUGCCCAGCAGGAAAGUUGUGAAAGUUACCCUAUCAGAAGCAGAAGGAAUAUGGUUUGGUGGUUAAAGUUUAGCGGGAUAAAGGGACCUGUCUUGGUGGGCCCGCCUUUGACCCUUAGGCUAGGUCUUGGGGUAGUGCCUCGCCCUCCUGCACAUCACCUCCAUUUCCCCGUCCUUGGCGAGAUAAGUCAACGUGGAAAGCACUUGGGAGAUUUGGAUGAUCAGAGAAAAGUGACUUUUAGAAAACCACUUCUAUACUGAAGAGAGAGAGAGAGAGAGAUAUAUAUGUGUGUGUGUGUGUGCGCUACAUAUAUAUUUUUAAGAAAGGACCAUCUCUUUAGGAUAUAUUUUUUAUUCUGUGGAACACACAAAAAAACCAAAAUGGUUUGAUUCACUUAACUUCAAAGCUGCAUCUGACAGUUACACCCGGAUGGCUUUAAUCCCCUCUAGGGUCUGGUUGCCUUUUGCAGUUUGGGUUGUGGACUCGGCUCCCCAGAAGGGUCUGGGUAGGAGAGAGCCAUACGUAGGGACAGAGUUUUAUCCCCUGCUGCCCUUUCCUGCCCUCCCCUGGGUCCUUGUCAAGUCCUUAUUCCUUUCCCGUGAGCUCUCCACCUCCGGGGGGGGGUGGGGGGGUGGUUGGGAGCUAUUCUUAGGUAUGCCUCACUAUUGGCAGGAAAGACCCCAUGUAAAACCCAGAGAGCACUGCGGGGAACACUCCAGGUGGCUCUGUGUCCGUUUUCCUCUGUGCCAAAGACAGACAGACAGGGGCUGAGAGAGGCCGUUUCUGAAUCCAAGCAGUAGCCAUCUUUCGACGUAUACUUGGGCCCUCUGAGAGGGGCUCCUGGAAACAGUGCGAGCUAAAGACGCGUCCCUUCCCUUCUGAGGCUCCUGGGGGACGUGGGGGCGGUGCUUAGCUUGCCAAGGGGUAGGGAGCUGAGAAAGGGGUCCAUUGGCUCCUGUUGCACUUUGGGGAAGGAGGGGAAGUUUGGGGCUCCUCCACGUGGGACUGCUCUCUGUCCCCUGCCCCCACUGCAGAGAUAGCAUGGCGAGUUCCCUUCAGGCCUGGCAGACUGGCAGCGAGGAGGGGCCUCAGUUAGCUCUCAAGGGUGCCUUCCCCUCCUCCCACCCCAGACGUAACCCUCUGCCAAACUGGGAACCAGCAGUGCUAUGUAACUACCUCACAGAGCCCCAGAGGGACCCCCCAGGCUUCCAGUUCACGCCGAAGCCGAAGCCGGCACCUCUAGUCCCCCCUUUCCUCCCACCUCCCACCCGGGGGGGGGCGGGGAGGGGGGGCGAUCUGCUUUCACUCUCCUGAAGUGUUUUACGGGGAGAUCCUAGUGGCUUUGACAUUCAAACCGCGCCACUGUUCUUUGCCUGUUUGUGGCAAACUGGUGGAAGGAAGACAGCACAGCCUGACCACAGUAAUUGCAGGAAGAUGGGAGACCUCCAUGCCAGGGGACAUAAAGCCAUUUCCCUUCCAAACGCUCGAUGACGUAGACGCAGAAACGUCUCUCUGGUACCCAGACUUCGAGUAACGCCAGCUGAAAGCUUCGGUUUCUUUGGAUACGUAAGGCUUCUCUGUCGGGGUACAGGGCAGGGAGGAGGCCUCGUGACCGAAGGUGAAGGUAGAGGGCGAGGGCCAGAUCCCAACCUUGACCCUUGGGCCCGUGCACCUCCUUGGGGCACAGCCUGAUGUGGGCACCAUUUGCAUGGUGUCUUAGCGUGGUUGAAUCCGGACUGACGAGACAUGGAAGAAGUUUUUGUUCUCUUAAACAGCAGGAAGCUCCUCGGGAGCGUGUGUUUUCGAGUUACCACAGGUGAUGGAUGCUACGAGUAGAAAUGGAUUAACUACCUCAAUCCUUACAAUAAGAUUGGAACCGAGGGCAGGGACUCGUGCAUAAGGGUAUGAAUCCUAGCCAGGAGAAGUGAGUUGAGGCUUGUGCCACAAAAAAGGUUUGUUCUUGAGGAACAGGCAGGCCUGCCAGGACUCCCCCCACCCCUGUCCAGGGGGCUGGGCGGUCUGGCAAUUAGGUCCCCCCCCCUCCUUCCGCCUUCCUUGCCCAGGGGUCCAGCGUGUCACCCCUUUCCCUCCGGCUUGACCUCCGCUCACUUGCUCUAGCCUAUCUCGUUGGACCAGAGAGGCUGGCUGGAGGUGAAAUGGCCUGGAACCCAUCACUCAGCCCUAGUGUCAGGAAGCCUGGGGAAGCCAGAGCUAAGACCUCUUCAGGGUUUCUUUGAGAUGCUCCGCCUCCG
Molecule: messenger RNA, 7560 nt
Organism: Acinonyx jubatus (cheetah)
Lineage: Eukaryota; Metazoa; Chordata; Mammalia; Carnivora; Felidae
Gene: IGF2BP1
Product: insulin like growth factor 2 mRNA binding protein 1
Exons: 15
Coding region: 409-2142 (577 amino acids)
Biological process (GO): nervous system development; regulation of gene expression
Cellular component (GO): nucleus; cytosol; cytoplasm
Molecular function (GO): mRNA 3'-UTR binding
Source: RefSeq, a predicted model, not a curated record